AUGCCUUAUCAAAGGAAAAAUGUAGUUUCGGGUCUUGGUUCUCUAGCUCUUGUCUCCAAAGGAAAAAGUUCGAUUAAAGAAGAAGAGGAAUUAGAUCUUGCUGAUUUUGAUCUAACCGGCGAAGAAUAUGCAAAUGAUGGUGGUUCAAUCAACAGUGAUGAGUUUGGAGGUAUGGAAGUCUGGUCUACGUAUUCGGAGGAUGAUGAAGUUAGGAAGCCAACUCAUGGAAAAGCAAUGAUGGCAAAAGCAGAGCACUCAAUGGGAAGAUGCUUUGCAGUGACCAAAGAAGAUUUUGUAGACUGUUCUGAAUUAGCCAAAAAUGAACCCAAGUCCAAUAAGAACCUUAUUUUUGAAAACUCCGUUGAGUUUGCUCAUUCCUCUACCGACAAGUCCAAAGUUUUCAAAGCUAAAGCUAUUGUGUACCAAAAGGUUCAGACUACCCCAAAUCAACAACGCAGACGAGACGAAGAGUCUUUCUCAAAAAACCUCAUGGAGAGUGAAAGUUAUGUUAAGAAGUUAAGAGCAACCAAAGAUGCAUCACAAGACAUAUUUCCACAGAAUGGUAAGGUUACCAUCUCUAUCUCAAAUCUCUUUGACCAAUUCAUGCUCUUGUUUGAUGAGCCUCAGAAAGCAAUUGACUCAGAAUCAAUUGCAAAAGACAACAAAGUUGACAAUAUAAAACAAGUUAUAGAUGAUGCUGCUAGAAAAAUGGCUGAUGAUCAAUCCAAAGGAACCGAAAGAGCAGACCGAAGCGGACCUUCUAGUGACCAUCCUACUGUCGAGGGGGAGGGUUCUUCUCCUCAUUAUGAUCAAGGUUCUUCUUUCCAGGGGGAGGACUCAUCAACAAAUACAUCCACCUCCACUGAUAUUCCAACAAAUGAACGAGGUACAAAUGCUGGUCCUAAACAGGAAUCAUUCUUCGAUAGGGAGAAAACACAGCUGGUUCAAAGUAUACUCUCUUUGUCAAAGCACUCGGAAAUUUCAUGUGGGCGUUUCUGGACCAUUAUCACCAAGUGGGCAAUGGAUCGCAAUGGUGUCCCAAUUAUGGCGGAUUCCUUGCUUUCUUCCAUCGCCACCUUUCAUACGACGAAGAUCAUCGUCACUGAUCCUACCAAAUUCUCGUACAUUGGCUUUAUUCCUAAGACCAUGCUUGGUUCCAUCUCAGCAUCAAGCAAUCUUCUUCAGCAGUACAGGAAACGCAAGUCCGUUGGUCCACGUGAGCUUACUCCUACAAUGCUUCGUUCCAUUGAAGAAGCUGACAAACCAGCCAAAAAGGGCAAGAAACCUGAAUCGCAGAAGGAGGGACCGAAGAAGCCUGCUAGGAGACUUAUCCUUCAAUCCUCAAGCGAGUGGGAUUCAGAAUACGUUCCUCCUAAGCAGAAGAACGCUCCAUCUUCAGACUCUGAGAACAAAAGUUCUGAUGAAGAGGCUUUGGGCCGAGGGGAUACUCCACCUCGCUCCCCAACUCCAGAAAUUCAGGUUCGUUCUUUGCCUCCUUCACCUCCACCUGUUACAAUUCCUACUUCUAUCCCUCCUAUCUCUCAAACAACCACCUCUCAACCCUUGACUUCAAUACCUAUUCCCACUCCCAUUUUCACAGAUACAACCUCUACCACCACUACAAAACCUACCUUCAUUAUUCCCAAACCACCUGUAACCGAACCUACUUUUACAACCGAACCUCAUCUUACAACCGAAGCUCCCACUUCUUCAAAACCCUUAUCUCCAACACCUUCUACAGAAACAACCCUGAUUUUGGGCGGUGAGGACUUGGAGUUUGACUCCAUAUACUUCAGUCCUUAUCAAGUACAGAGUGAGGAUGAUGACGAUGAGCCUAUCACCAAACGUCAUCUCAAAGCGGUAAACGACAAGCUGGAUCAACUACUUUCCUCCUCUUCCUUAGGAGCUUAUUCAGAUGCUGCAUUAAACGCCUUGUUCUCUUAA
Molecule: messenger RNA, 1944 nt
Organism: Lactuca sativa (garden lettuce)
Lineage: Eukaryota; Viridiplantae; Streptophyta; Magnoliopsida; Asterales; Asteraceae
Source: RefSeq, a predicted model, not a curated record